AUGAAAGAGAAAUCGGGAGAACGUAAAGGAUGUUCGUACAAAGAGUUCAUGGCGUGUAAACCGCCAAUCUACAACAGGAAGGUCGACCCGAUAAUAUGCCAAAGAUGGUUAAGCGAUGUUGAAGGAGUGUUUGAAAGGACCAAUUGUGAUGUAAGUGACUUUGUUGCUUACGGAACGGGUCAGUUGAGGGGUCAAGCCAAAGAUUGGUGGGACAACAAGAAGAAGGAAAUAGGAGCCGAAGCGGCGAGGGUUAUGACUUGGGAUGAGUUUAAGGUGCUGUUCCUUAAACACCAUAGUCCCAAAGCGGUUAUUAACAGAAUUAAGGAAGAAUUCAUCCAGCUAAGACAAAAGGGUGAAACAAUCGAUAAGAUCACGGGUACCUUUAUGGAUAAGCUGAGAUUCUGUGACGAGUUGGUCACCACGGAAGAGCAGAAGAUAUACUACUAUUACAACAUGCUGAGUGCUGAGUACCGGGAGUUCAUGACUCCCUCAAAGUAUGAAACCCUCACAGAAAUUAUCAACACCGCCCGGGAGCGGGAAAUUGAAUUGAAGAAACAAAUUGAGAGGGGCGAGCGAAGGGCACAAGAUGUGAACCCAAGCCCUACAAAGAAAGAUCGAACUGUUGAAUCGGGAAAGAAGGAGGAUGUGAAAGGCGGGUCGCCGAGUUGCAAGGUAUGUGGAAAGGGGCACAAGGGUGAGUGCCGCUUCAAAGGCAAGCCGUGUCCUAUAUGUGGGAAGACGGGACACACCGCAUCAUUAUGUCCGGGAAAGGUUUCCAUUUGCUAUAAAUGUUAUCAGCCCGGCCACAAAAAGUCUGAAUGCCCAGACUUAGUUGGAAGGAGAGACGUUAAAGAAUCUCUAGCAGAAGCUCCAAAAGCGAAGGCUAGGUCCUUCCAACUUACCGCGGCUGAAGCGAAAACAUAA
This is a messenger RNA of Helianthus annuus (common sunflower), 924 nucleotides long. RefSeq lists its product as uncharacterized. The transcript has a single exon. The coding region runs from base 1 to 924 and encodes 307 amino acids. Lineage: Eukaryota; Viridiplantae; Streptophyta; Magnoliopsida; Asterales; Asteraceae. The record is from RefSeq and is a predicted model, not a curated record. Gene Ontology annotation, molecular function: zinc ion binding; nucleic acid binding.